UUUACCAAUCCUAUAAUUGGCUGUGGCUAGCUGUAUUAAAUAUAAAAGUACUACUGUCGUACAGUAUAGUAAAGCUUCAUGCUCUGAUGGACAAGGGUUUGACAUCUUUCACUUUUCUUUUUAUGGCAGGGUCAUUCAUCAUAGCUGUAAAAGCUCAGUUCAUAGUACAGCCAGUGUCAGUGGAGAGAGCCGAGGGACUGGAGGCAGUGUUCAGUUGUCAGUAUCAAGCUGAGGGAUUGACUGUUACUUAUGAUUGGGCAAUAAACAAUACCAUACUCGGAGCAGAUACAGCCACUGUUAGAGUACGUCGACCUUCAUCUCUUGGUGGACCAUCAAGACUGACAAUCUUGACCACUCCACAGCACAACAACUCUAUUGUGUAUUGUGAGGCUAUAAUCAGAAAUGGCUCUGAUCGUACAUUUGUGAUUUCAUCCACAGCAUCUCUAGUUGUUCGUGAGACGGUCCUCACUCCGUUUAUUGUUGUACCGAAUGCCAUCACCAUGAUGUGGAAUGCUCUACCUCUCACUGAGUACUGUGUGGACAUCAACACGACAACUCUGGACUUCACUGAAAUAGUGGCCCUUGAUUCUCUGUGUGGAUUCACUAAUGAGUACAUCUUCAUGUACUCUGAUAACAGUGUGUGUGCCAGAUUCACUGUGACUCCUACUGAUGGAGAGAUGAGGGGAACAACCAGUGAAUUAUGUACCGGGUUAUUUACGAGAACAGAAGGUAGUGGAGAACAACAUCGUAUUCUUGAAACUAAAAGGAAUAAAUUAGUCAAAUUUAGGGCAACUGUUCCAAGUUGUAGAAACUUCACUCGGUAUCGUGUGGACUCUGACCUAUUGACUCCCUCCAUCGAUCGUUCAAUCACGACCUCUCUUCUGUUUGAUGGCUCACUCAGUUUCUCCCUCCCCACUGACAAGUUGACAGAAUACAGUGUCACACUGACUGAUGAGAAUGAAAUAGAUCUCGUGUUUGAGAACAUUUCAAUCAGUACUUUUGACGUUCAAGACGUCCUAGUGUCUGAAUGUCCUGGUGGUGGUGGUAUUUGUGUGAGCAUUGAGUAUGUUGAAGGUACUGUCUCUCCCGGAGCUCUCGUCUGUGUGAUACGUGUCGUUAAUGAAGUGCUUGGAGAGCUUGACUUUGCUAACAUGAAACUGGUUACCAUCCCUCGGAAUUCAAGUGAAAAUUUCACCAUUCCUGUUCCUAGUGGAGAAUACCGAGUGAUUGCUUUUGAUCUGGAGAACAACCAUUUACCAAACAUGCCCGUCUCUAUGGUAGCACUCAGUCAAGACAAUAUGACAGUGAACUCGACUGGUGAAGACAUUACCAGUCCACCACCCAGUGAGGGAAUUAGUGUAUCCAAUUUAACGAAUGGAGAUGUUAGUGUGACCUGUUCUGACUCUGCCCUGAAUUGUCUAGUCUUGUUCCAAUCCACCAUCUUGGACAGAGUGAUUGUCGGUUUCAUUAACUCUUCUGAAGUCUCAACUAUCCUCUCUUUAAAUGACACCUUUGGCUAUGUGGUGGUGUAUUCUUGGAAUAGUUCACUGUCCAUCUUUGAAGGGAAGGUAUCGCUCAUUAUGCAACUGGAUCUACCCACCACUGCUCCCACUACACCUCCAACGUCUGAUCCACAAACAGGCCCACCUCCUCCUCCUGAUAUGGAGUCCCUGCCAACAUCAGUUAUCGUUGGCAUUAUUGUUCCCUUGGUUUUGAUAAUGAUACUAAUGAUGGUGAUCAUUAUUAUUGUUCUGGGGAAGAAAGUCAAACGAGGCGGCAAGGUGUUUCAUUCCAGGUACAAUCAUUACCAGCAUAACUCUGAAGGCGGCAGUGUGGAUGUGGGUGCCUCAAUAACAUCUAAAGUAGCAUUUUACGAUGUCGCCCGCCCUGAGCACAUGUCUCUGGAACGCAACACGGCUGACACUGACGAUACACCUCCACCAGGUUAUGAUGUCGUGCGUAAAGAGAAUUUGCCAAGUCCUGAAUAUGAAACUGUACCAUCGGCUAAGGCAGGCAAGCCUACACCCACCACCAGUGAGAACCCUCCACCCCUUCCCCCUACCAUGCUACGAGGAGACAGUGAUGCACCUGAUCUACCACCUGCCUACAAUCCUGCCGUGGAUAACAAGAGUGUUGUUGUUAUGUCAGUGGAGAACUCUAUCAGCCACGGUGUGGAAAAUCAGUCAGUAGAUGAGGAGGUUGAUGAGUCAUUGAAGAUAGAUCUAUCAGUCAGCGACACAGAAUAUGAUGGUACUACAGAAGAGGCCAUUGGUAGUACUGAAGUUCAACCAGAUGUUGACCGUGUAGACACAGUUCAAUGUGCAGAGAGUGGAGCUGGUAACAAUGUUGACCAUGGUGGACAAGAGGCAAUGAUCGCUGCGCAGCACCAGUACACGCUGGUGGUUCCCAAGCCAGCCAGCAGUGAUGCCAAGGUGAAGGACUUAUGUACCGUCAUUUAUUCUGUGGUAGACAAGGAAAAACUCAAACCAGUCAUCCCAACACCAGUUGCCAAAGCACAAGGGCAGUACAUUCCGGUAGAGACCAGGCCAGCCAGCAGUGAUACCGAGGUGAUGGACUCGACCAAGGUCGUCUAUGUCGUGGUGGACAAGGACAAACUGAAACCACUAGAUCCGAACGACCCACCAGCUCUUCCACCACGACGCCCUGUCACUAAUACUGAGCUGCACACAGAGAAGACACUAGCCCUUCCACCACGACAACGCCCCCCACCACCACCGCCCACCCACGAGACGCUCAUGGAUCUGUUACACCCCGUUGUUAAAAAGUGGGAGGAUAUCGCCAAAGCACUGAACAUUGACGAGGACAGAGUGGAUGAAAUCUUCACUAAUAAUGAGAAUGAAUAUCUCCGGCUAUACGAACUAAUGGAGUAUUAUUUUACAAACGUCCAUUGCAGUCACUCUUGGGAGGAGAUGGUGCGAGUGCUGACAGAGAUAGGGGAGCAUGGUUUGGCUGAGAGAAUAAAAGCAGAUAAAAUACAAGGUGGUGAGGUGCUCCACCCGGUGUCUUCAGUAGUAUAAGUGUUUGACUAUAAAUAAUGUUAACAACUUCAUUUAUGCCAUUUUCCUGCCAUUAUAAUUAUUAUCAUAAUAAUAUAAUUAAUAAUCAUAAUGUAAGCACCUUAUCCUAGAUUAGUAUUCUUUUUGUGAUUUACUGAACAUAGCGUGCACUCCUCUUGAUAACGUAUUGAUUGCUACAUUGAAAUUUUUAUCAAUAGUUUUCUGACUCUUUGUGUUGUAUUGAAAACUGUAUAGUGUAUGCUCAUAAAUCGAUUCGGUAUAAUCGUUAAUUAUUUAAAGAAUUUU
This is a messenger RNA of Halichondria panicea, 3323 nucleotides long. RefSeq lists its product as uncharacterized. Gene Ontology annotation, biological process: signal transduction. The coding region runs from base 87 to 3038 and encodes 983 amino acids. The transcript has 17 exons. The record is from RefSeq and is a predicted model, not a curated record. Gene Ontology annotation, molecular function: protein binding. NCBI's taxonomy places the organism in Eukaryota, Metazoa, Porifera, Demospongiae, Suberitida, Halichondriidae.